This is a messenger RNA of Drosophila melanogaster (fruit fly), 1188 nucleotides long. RefSeq names its product lethal hybrid rescue (gene Lhr). Lineage: Eukaryota; Metazoa; Arthropoda; Insecta; Diptera; Drosophilidae. The transcript has a single exon. Gene Ontology annotation, molecular function: DNA binding. The coding region runs from base 129 to 1133 and encodes 334 amino acids. The record is from RefSeq and is marked reviewed. Gene Ontology annotation, cellular component: nucleus.
UCUCAAACAAUUUCCAUCGCUAUUAGUUAGCAAACACAAAUUAAAACUCGGAUUCUAAAAACAUAGAUUUUAUUAAAGAAAUUACCGUUAAGUGGUAUAUUAAAACAUACGGAUGAAUUAGUACACAAAUGUGUUGUAGAACGUUGGAGAAACACAGUGCGAAAAAUAUUAAAAUGAGUACCGACAGCGCCGAGGAAACGGUGAUCCAUUCCACUGUUCCCCAUUUGGAGAUUAACAUAUCAAACACCAACAUCAGCGGCCAGAUUGUUUUAAACGACUUGCUGCUCAUGGAGAUGCUCGCCCGGUAUCCCUUCCUUAUCAUCCCGCAGGUGGAGCCCAAAAUGGACGUUGACUACGACUCCUGGGGUUGGGAUCAGCUGGCCAAGUCCUUUAACCAAAGCUACGAGCACGUUGAGCUGAGUACUCCGUUCUCCGUAAGUGAACUGAAGCUGCGUUGGGUGAAGCUGCGCCCGCUGGUCAGAGCCUUGGCCGGUUCCAAAGGGCAAAUCCCUGAACCUCUGUGGCGGGUGAUGCACGAUGUGCACAUUCGCAUGCAAGCCCCGAAUCCGGCGGAUGUGCCGAAAACCAAGUGUCAGGAGUUUCUUCUCAGUCAGUUGCCUUUCGUGAAAUCUAUGGCGCAAGCGGAACGCCGGCAUUUAGAAGUGGAGGUCCUCGCCCUCAUCCUGGAGCAAGAGCGCCAAGAGAAAGCUACUCGAAAGCUGGGUCCUAAGGACCUGGAGACGGUUCAGAGCGAAUACGACGAAUUUCUUAAAGCGAUACGGGUGAAAGAGCUCCCAGCAGACAAUUUACUCAGUCCGGCCAUGGACAGAUUCGGCAUUAGCCCACACAAAAUAAGACCCAAUGUCGCAAGUGCCAAUAAAAGAAUCAGAUAUAAUAAUGCUUGCAAAGGAUCAAAUGAUGUCAAAAUCAAAAUAGAAACAGCUAUUGAACCUAAAAUUAAAGAUACAACAAAAUGUGACGAACGACCGAUAGAAACACCACGCUUCGUUCCUCUUAAAAGCGCGAAAUACUACAUUAAAAGGUGUCGCAUCCGGCUGAAGCGAGUGGAAAUUGAUGAUUAUUUACCCUUAGCUAGAAUACGGCGCUCAAGGCGGCCUACGCUGAGAACAUGACUUUCUUUCGUAUAAAAUGCACAUAAGUUUAUUAAAAAAUACAUUACUAUAAAUU